Messenger RNA from Aspergillus puulaauensis, 1812 nucleotides. Its product is annotated as flavin-containing monooxygenase. The transcript has 3 exons. Lineage: Eukaryota; Fungi; Ascomycota; Eurotiomycetes; Eurotiales; Aspergillaceae. Bases 1 to 1812 code for a protein of 603 amino acids. Gene Ontology annotation, molecular function: flavin adenine dinucleotide binding; NADP binding; N,N-dimethylaniline monooxygenase activity. The record is from RefSeq and is a predicted model, not a curated record.
AUGGCGCCAUCCGUAAUAGUCGAGGACCCUAAGAGUGGUCAAGAGAGUCUGAAACAGAAUGGAUUGAAAACCCAUUCUAAAAGCGCUGCUUCACACUUAGACCCUUCCUACACAAUUGUCGAGCAGCCCAUCGGCACGCGCCGUCCUAUUCGGGUUGCCUGCAUGGGCGCAGGGUACUCGGGCCUGAUGAUGGCCAUUGUCUUCAGUCAGAAAAUGGCAGGCAAAAACGCUGAACUGGUGAUCUACGAGCGAAACCAAGACCUAGGAGGAACGUGGCUCGAGAACCGCUAUCCUGGUUGCAAGUGUGAUAUCCCAGCACACAAUUACGCAUACAGCUUCGAGCCCAAUCCCGACUGGCCAAACUACUACGCAACAUCACAGCAAAUCCACGAGUACAUGCGCAAGGUGGCUGAUAAAUACGACUGUAACCAGCACAUUCGCUACCAACAUACCAUCAAGUCCGCCCUCUGGAAAGAAGACACGGCGAAGUGGGAAAUCCAGGUUCAGCAGAGCAACGGAGCUGUUUUCAAGGACGAAGUGGAUGUCUUCAUCAACGCUGGAGGUGUGCUGAACAACUGGAAGUGGCCCAAUAUCGACGGCAUUGACACAUUCAAGGGAAGGUUGCUUCACUCGGCCCGGUGGGACCAAGAGUACGACUUCGCAGGCAAGAAAGUCGCGAGCAUUGGGAUCGGCUCGUCCGGCAUCCAAAUUGUGCCACAGCUGGCCAAAGUCGUCGACUCGAUGGACGUCUACGUGCGCACGCAGACCUGGAUCUCGCCAGCACCAGGCAUCAACGAGCCCACGGCCAACGACCCAGAAAUGGACCCGGAGUAUAACUUCACGCGCGAAACCUUGGAGCUGUUCACAGACCCGACAUUCCUGCGUGACUACCGCGCUGCUAUUAUGGACCGUCGCAUUGAGAACUUCCACCGCGCCAUUGCAGAUAGUGACGUCCAGAAGCAUGCCCAGGAGCUUUUCCGCAAGAGCAUGGUCGAGCGAUUGGGAAAUAGCCCUAAGGGCCAAAAGGCCGCGCAGUACUUGCUGCCGGAUUUCCCUGUUGGGUGUCGCCGGCAGACACCGGGGCCUGGAUUCCUUGAGGCCCUCACACGGGAUAAUAUCGACAUGCAAUGGGACGACGUGGAGCGCAUUACCGAGAAGGGGAUCAUGACCCGCUCUGGCGAGGAGAAAGAGUACGAUGCCAUUGUGUGUGCGACGGGGUUCGACACCUCGUUCCAGCCUUCGUUCCCUGUCGUUGGACGCCAUGGGAUCAACCUCGCUGAGAAAUGGGCUGAGCAGCCAACGGCCUACUUUGGGAUGGCGGUGCCAGACAUGCCGAACUACUUUUGUUUUAUCGGGCCCAACAGUCCUAUCAGCAAUGGCUCGUUGGUGCUUGGGAUCCAGGCAACCGCUGUCUACGUAUACAAGUGGCUUGAGAAGCUGCAGACGGAGAUGAUCAGCAGCUUUGAGGUAUCGGCCGAUGCAAAUGACGAGUAUAACCAACAUAUACAGCGGUAUCUAGAACGGUCUGUGUGGACGCGCGGCUGCCGCAGCUGGUAUAAACGGGGCACGGUGGAUGGGCCGGUGGUGGCCAUCUAUGGGGGGACUUCCUUCCACUUCAUGGAGGCAAUCAAGAAUCCGCGCUGGGAGGACUAUCACAUCAAACGGCUCCCUGAAGCCCGGACAAACCGUUUUGCAUACCUGGGCAACGGCUUUAGUAGUAGAGAGGCCAAGGGGGGCAGCGUCGGGGCGACGCAGACACUGGACUUUGAUGAAUAUUGGCGAUUAUUUACGAUGCCCGAUAUCCACAACUAG